Molecule: messenger RNA, 1025 nt
Organism: Aspergillus alliaceus
Lineage: Eukaryota; Fungi; Ascomycota; Eurotiomycetes; Eurotiales; Aspergillaceae
Product: aminotransferase class-III
Exons: 2
Coding region: 225-479 (84 amino acids)
Biological process (GO): GABA catabolic process
Cellular component (GO): mitochondrion
Molecular function (GO): pyridoxal phosphate binding
Source: RefSeq, a predicted model, not a curated record
CCUACGGUGCGUAUCUGAACAGCAUGUGCAACAUACAGUUCAGGUGCGACCGCAACCAUGAUUUCGCCGGUAAUGCCAUCCACCGUGGGCUCAACCAACUCUGUACCAGGCAACGAAAGGAGCGAUUCCGAAGAUACCGGAGGUCGAGCACGUCCUGGCCUCCUGGCACUGCCCCGUCGCCGGGGUAAUUGUCCAGCCGAUUCAGAGUGAGGGUGGUGAUAACCAUGCAUCGCCGGUCGUUCUUUCAGGGACUGCAGGCGCUCACGAAGAAGCAUGGGAUCUACUUAAUUGGCGAUGAGGUGCAGACGGGCUUCGAUGCCACAGGCAGAUUUUGGGGCCAUGAGCAUUGGGAGCUCCCUGCGGCACCGGAUAUCGUGACCUUCUCGAAGAAGGCGCAGACGGCUGGAUACUUUUUUAGUGACGCGAUGCUGCGGCCGGGUAAGGCGUAUCAACAGUUUAAUACGUGGGUUUAUAUAUAAAACACCUCUCUUCUCUAGCAAGCUCACUAGUGGUGCUAACAAGAGUAGGUGGGUGGGCGACACCGCACGUGUCAUCAUAUCCAAUGCCGUUAUUGAUGAGAUCCUCUCUAAGAAUCUCGUUGAGCACACUGCGCGUGUCGGCGAUAUCUUCUACGAGGGGCUCGCUGCUUGCUCGUCUUCAAUCUCCGAGGCAAAGGCAAGGGCACAUACAUUGCCUUUGACACUCCGAAUGCCAGCCCCUUGCUAAAGGAGAUGCGCAAUGUCGGAAUCAGCAUUGGAAGCUGCGGUGUGUCCACUAUUCGGCUGCGGCCGAUGCUGGUCUUUCGGGAGGAGCACAUUCCUUUACUGUUAGAUGCAUUUGAAAAGGUGUUUGCUAGGUCCGCAAAAUAGGCCGAUGGCAACGAAUAAAAAUGGCCAUAUAAUUUGUGCGGCUGCGUGUCUGAUUUAACUCCUCUUCACUAUGGUUUUGACUGAGGUAGAAUUGACUACAUCACUGUUGAUGAAUUGCUUUUCUCCUGUACUAUGGAUCGCACAACCAGAGCGCCG